Molecule: messenger RNA, 612 nt
Organism: Scaptodrosophila lebanonensis
Lineage: Eukaryota; Metazoa; Arthropoda; Insecta; Diptera; Drosophilidae
Exons: 4
Coding region: 1-612 (203 amino acids)
Source: RefSeq, a predicted model, not a curated record
AUGAAAACUGCGAUCUGUAUUCUUUUGAAAAUUAUCCAACUUAUAGCGUGUGUGGCCGCUGUGAUAACCAAAAAAAUAUCAGAUAAGCAUUCUGAAAGGGUAUAUACAAGAAACAAGAAAUUUUCUACGGAAUGGAUUCUUUUAAACUCAAUUGCAUGGUCGAAAGAUGCCGAUGAAUUCAGCACAUUGACAUUCGUGGGAUACACUUUUAUUACAUCAGUCUUGUUGGUUACAAGGUUUGUUCAAAAGAACGCAAAUUAUCAUACCUGCGAAAAUAUAUUUCUUUGCUUGGGAGUUCUCUUUUUCACCAUAGUAGGACUUUUAAUUUUAUCCACGGUGGAGCAAUUACCUGAUGAUAUUUUGCAUUACGCAUUUGUACUUGGCGGGCUCUCAUUUUUUUGCGCCAUCUUGUUUCUUCUGGACCUAUUAUUUUUCAAAACCAAUAACAAAGGUUUUAAAAAUGCAAUUGCACAAACCGACAUGUUCUCAGCAAUAUCGUCACCGAAGUUAUCAACAGUGGAAGAAACCAUUUGCUGUCGACCACACGAUUCAUCUUCUCUAGGACAGACCAUAAAAAAGCAUGAAAAACGCUAUUUACGAACGGACUUGUAA